AUGGUCCACGAAAUCGAAAGUAAUACUGAUAAUCAGAAUUCUAAACUCAUUGAUACAUUCACGGGAUUUUGUAUGAACGUGAACAAUAUGAUCGGGAGUGGAAUAUUUUCUACGCCUGGUCUUAUUUGGUAUUUAACUGGAAGUGGUGGGAUGACUUUACUCUUAUACGUUGUAGGGUCACUUUUUUCUUUUGCGGGAAGUCUUAUAUACGUCGAGCUCGGUAAUAAAAUACCCGAGUCAGGCGGUGAACAACGCUAUCUAGAAAAUUUGUUCCCGAGUUAUGAUUACGUAUUCACUGAGGCCAUAGAAUAUGAGAGCCGAAUAUUGGGUCAUGGUUACGAGUAUUUC
Molecule: messenger RNA, 348 nt
Organism: Acaulospora morrowiae
Lineage: Eukaryota; Fungi; Glomeromycota; Glomeromycetes; Diversisporales; Acaulosporaceae
Source: the annotation of a GenBank genome assembly